AUGUACUACAUUAGCAGGACAGCGCGGGUCGUCCCCGCCAAUGCAGUUGGCAAGACUGGGCUGGGAAUUCUUCCGAGGCCAGCCCACCAACCAACGAGCCGCAGCACCCACUGCUCACCAUCUCAGCUCUCCAGUCUAUUCUUAACAACCAACAUCGGCGUAGUCAAUCGCCUCGCGCUGAUGUCAGUUGGUUGGUGCGACAAGCUGACUGCGCCGCGACUUACAAGAGCCAACGGCCUCGACGACGACGCAUCAACCAACAUCAACACGCAAUUGAGACGAUCGACCAACGCCAUGACCCCUCUUCUUCCCUUCUUCGCUAGACCGCUCCUCUCCUCACCUUACGGCCACUCGCGGUUUUACUUCUCAUUACAACGCUAA
Messenger RNA from Clonostachys byssicola, 381 nucleotides. The record is from the annotation of a GenBank genome assembly. Lineage: Eukaryota; Fungi; Ascomycota; Sordariomycetes; Hypocreales; Bionectriaceae.